Messenger RNA from Verticillium alfalfae VaMs.102, 1119 nucleotides. RefSeq lists its product as hypothetical. NCBI's taxonomy places the organism in Eukaryota, Fungi, Ascomycota, Sordariomycetes, Glomerellales, Plectosphaerellaceae. The record is from RefSeq and is a predicted model, not a curated record. The transcript has a single exon. Bases 1 to 1119 code for a protein of 372 amino acids.
AUGGCUUACCGCAUCCUCAAGGACAAGCUGUACGACCCGCAGUAUUCCAAGGUCAUCUUCAUCCUGCACUCGCAGGGCGGCAUCGAAGGCGGGCUCGUGCUCGAUUGGUUGCUGCAAGAGCUGCCCCAGGAUCUGCUGUCCAAGAUUGAGGUCUACACCUUUGGCAACGCCGCCAACCACUUCAACAACCCGCACCGGCACGUCUUUUCCCAGGCUCUCGCCCAGCAGGACCCAGCCGCCGCCGUGACCAUGACGACGACCGAGACGACGCAACCGACGCCCGACGGCAGCCCCAUCUCGCCGCUGACGAAUGCCCCCUCCUUCGAUCGCCGCUCCACAGCGUCUCGCCUAGGCGACAUGGCAAACGGCAAGGCCAACACGAACGGCGAGUCCAAGACCAACGGCGAGCUGACCAACGGCGAGUCUAACAUGAAAGACACGCCCAUGACAAAUGGUACGUCCAACGGCACGCCCAAGACAAACGGCAAGAUCAACACGGGCGUCUCGUCGACGCCACGUUCGAGCGGCCCACCGAGCCUGCGUAAAGACGUCUCUUCCCUGACGUCAACGCGCACGUCGACCGCCGCACAGGAUCGCGCCCUCGGCCACGUCGAACACUACGCGCACACGACCGACUUUGUGGCGCUCUGGGGUGUGCUGCAUUUCUGCACCUCGCUCGCCGCGAACCGCACGAUGCCCCGCUACAUCGGCCGGCUGUUCGUCCGCGCGUCGGAGCGAGGCGGUCACCAGUUCUGCCAGCACUACCUCGACGGCAUGUUUCCGCUCGAGAGAGACCCUGUGACGAACAAGCUGACGCGGUGCGCCGAGGAGAAUGAGUUUAUGGAGAGCGAAGUACAGGUCGGUGCCGAGGGCGCGGCGGGGCAGAACGCCCGAGAGGCCUUCGAGAUUUCGUGGCUCGGUGACACGGGGUUCGGCAGCGGCGAGGUGGGAGAACAGGUCGAGGUGCACGGAGAUCAGGUCGGCAGGCACCGGCGCAAGGGGGUCGUCAAGGUCAAGGAUCUUUCGCGGCUGUGGAUGUACCGCAACGGCAUGUCACCGCCCGACGGGCCACCGCUGCUGAUCCGCGAGAACGGCAUCAUUCGGAACGCGACGAUGUAG